CUUCAGCAGGCGUACCCAGGUCAGUGCAAACACUUGCAGCACCGCACAGCCCCGCACGUCCCGCACAGAGCUGCGACCUCAGGUCUGAUCAGACAAACUGUGUUUGUGUCUUGUUUUGCAAACAUCAGCUGCGGAGCUGCUCAUAGAAACGGUCUCGCUGUUGUACGUGAGCUCAUUUUUAAAAUGUCAGCACAGCUCAGUGUCUGCAUGCAGCUCAGAUGAUACGAACACGCUCAGCUUUCUGCUCCGUGCAUGUUGAGUCAUGAAGGAGUUUCUGAGGAGGCUGCACAGCAUCUUUGUGAAAGUCGCUCUGUUUCCGAGCACGUUUGGCAGGACGGCGCCGAGGCCAGCUGCCUCCGAGGUGCUGACCUGCCACCUGCUGCAGCGUGGACUCCCUCCGUGGACUUCAUACUGUGUCCGCUACAGCUCCGUCCACAAUGACCAGUUCGGACUGUCCAACUUUAACUGGACAGUGCAGGGAUCCAACUAUCAAAUACUGAGAACAGGCUGCUUCCCCUUUAUAAAAUAUCACUGCACCAAAGCACCUCAGCAGAACCUGGACUUUGAGGACAAGUUUUUCUCCAUGUUGAAAGUUAUUAAUCUGGGCAUCCCUUGUCUGGCUUAUGGCAUCGGCUGCUGGAUGGUGGUGGGAGCUGCAGAAACGGUGCAGACAAGUGUCGGACCCGUCACAGUUUAUUUUGCCUACAAAGAAGACGAAGGCGCGCAGUACUAAGCCGAGAGAAAACACAGUAUCGAAUGUGUUCUCGAGGAACUGUUGAUUGCCAAGCUGCUGUAUUUACAACAGUUCCCAGGGUGAUGUUCUGGUGGACCUAUUGACAAAAGUGCCAUCUUGUGUCAUUAGUGCUCCCAUUGUUUGACUGCACAGGUUCAUUUGUGUUUAAUUAUUUAAGAUUCAAAAGUUGCAAUGGGGGAGUCAGUUAUGCAUGUUAUUACACUGACAUACUAUACUACACGGUGUUUAUUCGGAAAGCUAACUUUCCAUUAAAAUUUAAUGGAAAGUUUAGGAUUUCUCGAAGAAUAGACUAUUUGACACUGCUCCUUUUCCUGGAUGUCUUCACAGUGGUGUCCGUGACCGUUGUGUCAGCCUCCAGUGCAAAUGUCAAGAGAGUCAAUUCACUGUAAAAGUAUAAAUUUACAACCAAAAAAUAAAAGUGCACAAAAUGAA
Molecule: messenger RNA, 1186 nt
Organism: Larimichthys crocea (large yellow croaker)
Lineage: Eukaryota; Metazoa; Chordata; Actinopteri; Sciaenidae
Gene: cxxih15orf61
Product: chromosome XXI C15orf61 homolog
Exons: 2
Coding region: 263-733 (156 amino acids)
Source: RefSeq, a predicted model, not a curated record